CGCUGGCCCCGCAGCAGCGUGUGGAGGGCCCGAGGCGCGGCUGUGCGAGUGCGGCCCGGCCCGGGGCAGCCCUGCCGCGCUUUUGGCUUUCCCCGUUUCCACUCCCUCCUCCCCCGAGCUGUGGCUGCCUUUGAGCUGCUGCGGUGGCAUUUCCCCUCAGGAGGUGGCGAAGGGGUGGCGCAGCAGCCGUGGCCGGGCCGCGAGUGCUCGGGCUUUGGCCCCACGCCAUUCUCCGGGCUCGCACCAUGCCCUGUGUCACUCCUGGGGCGCUUCACUGCCAGGGGCGGGGUUUUUGAAAUAACUCCUGAAUAUUGCCUGAAGGAAAAGGGAAAGGAACGAGGCCGGGAGGAAGAGAACCCCCUCACCUGCUGAGCAGGGCAGCUGCAGUCCGGGGCUGACAGACCAUGAAGGAAGAAUAAGGGAAUCCUGAAGCAGCAACAGACUCUUUGCUCCUGGACUUUGUCCAGAGGGACUGUCUGCACAUCAGUGCUCUCUCUUACCAGUGGGACCAUGGAAGAAAAGGAGAUGUCACCGAGUCACACCUCAGAGAGCAGCAUGUUGGACCUCCCCUCUGUCUGUGACCUGGCAGAGCACUUUCUGCCUCCACACAGCUCUGAGAACAGCCAGGAGCUUUAUCCUUCUGGGGAUGUUUUUCCCUCUCCACCCACAGGAGAGAGCAAUCCAUCAUCUGCAGCUCCUGCAGCCAGUUCUGCUGAAGGCCCUCAGGAAGCAAACGUGAGCUGUUACCUAAAAGCAGGGCUAUGUGAGCCCUCUGAACCUAAUGAUGUGCUCUCAUGGAUGCAUGAACAUGAUGGUGCAGAAGAUCCCAGCAUCAGGGACUCUCUGGAUGGCUUCUACAAAAUGUAUUGCAGAAAGCAGCCAGAGAGAGAGGAUCCAACCUACGAGGCUGCCUCACGGUGUCUGUCACAGAAGAUUUCAGAGCUGGAGCAAAAAGAUGGGACAAAAUACGUGUCACGAUGCCUGCAAAUGGCACAGCUGGUCUUGAACAGAGAUGGAUGUAAGAUCUUUCCAAACCACCCCCCCUCUGCUUGCUUCUCAAAGCCAGCUGAAGGAGAAGUCUUGUUGGAAAACAGGAGGAGGACGCCCGGACUCUCAGAUGAUGUCUUGCAGUUCCUCUUGGAACAAACACAGGCAGAACGUAGCCCUGAUGUGUCACACGAGAAGUGAGCAAGACACUGCUUUGUUUGUGUCAUGGAGGCUUUGCUUUCACUCCAGAAAGAGGUGAAAUUUCUUGGACAGACAUUGUUCUCCAAGCACCACCUUCAGCAGCAGCUGCUCCAUGGAGGGUUUCACCCACACCUUGCUCACUGAAGGGCAGCACUGCUUUAGGAGCACCUGUGUAACUGCCUGGGAUGUGUUGACUGAUGCAGUGUUUGUUGUUGGGACAUCAAACAUGAUAAUUUAUACUUACCAGGCUUUUAAAUUGGCCUGCAUCCUUACCCCAGGGUAACAGUGGUCCAGCCCAAAUUCAGCCCCUGGGUGAGCAUUGCUGUCCAGUGCUGUUGGCUAGAACAGACUGUUUGAAUGACCUUGGCGUGGUGUGCUCCAGUCCUGCAGAGGGAAAGUUAAGAUUUUGUUUGAAUAUUUGUCUCCACAGGGUGCCUGUUAGCUCUGUGUUUUUACCUACAGACAUAUAACCCCACAGUUCAUUACUGCAAUGCCAAGUGAGUUUUUCUGACAGAAAAAGUGUGUGUGUGCAUGAGAAAGAGAAAAUACAGCUCUGGGUAUGCUCUCUGACAGUGCUUCUGUCCUAUUUACCUCCUCACCAUUACCUCCCCCAACAACCUUCCCGUUCCUUUCUGUCUUUCAUGGUGGUGCUAAUGAGAUCCCUGGGGGAAAGUUCCCUUUAAAAUGAAAUGGAUCUCUCUGAGCCCAAAGAGGCUGAUGUCAGUCAGCAACAGAGCAAUGAGCCCACACAGACACUUAAGGUUUCUCUCUCAGAAGCCUCCCAGCUCGGUGGCUUCUUGUUGCUUUACUGCCUCUGCCAGGCAGAUAAAUGUCUUUGUGCAUGUUUUCCACCCCCUGGCCUGUGGACUGAAGAGCAGUUUGCUGUAGUGAUGUUGUUUGCUGGCUGGGGAGGCCAUUCUGCAGCGUGGGUGUGAGCAAGGAAGCACAGAGUGCCAGAGAUGUGUUAAAGAUGACAGCAGAUGGGCAAGGGAGAAGGACAGAAAGGGUGGUUGGGGUCUCAAAGGUCACUCACCAUCAGUGUGGUUGCUCCAGUACAGCCACAGGGCUCACACCAGUUUUGGUAUUUGAUGUCCUGCCAGCCCAGCUGCAAGCCUCUCACCCACUCCCUGUCCACAGUGGCCAGAUCUCAGAGUGGGUGUUUGUGUUCCUGCAUGUCGCAUUCCCUGCUGCAGUCCCACAUGGGGCUGCUAUUCCUGCCUUGCUGCCCCUGGCAGAUUGGCACAGCUGCUGUGCUCUGCAGGUGUUUCCAGCAAAGGCAAUGGAAAUUUGGCUGCUGCCUUCAGUCAGAGCAGGAGGGGGCCCAGCUGGCUGCAAGUUAUGGCCAAAGUCUUAGGACUUGGUUUAAUUUCUCUUUGCAAAUAGAUUUAUAUUCGAAGUGCCUGGGUUUAGUUUCCUGUCCCUGAGUCAUCAUGGAACCAAUACAUUUAGUUUUGUGGUGGUCCUGCUCUGUGUGUUGCUUGCUUGCUUUUAUGGCAGAGGUGUUGUACAAGUGCUGGAGGGCACACAGAAUAUUGGAGCAGACCUUCAGCAGCUCCCCCAGCAUUACUCAAGUUAAUGCUGCUAAGGGGAAAAAAAGAGUUGGGGAUGCAGCAUCAUUUCUGUAGUAGCAAACAAACCUACAGGUUCUUGUGUAUCAACAUCCAGAUGAAAGCAUCCUGCUUCCAAAAACUAUAGAGAAUGGUAAUAUCAGCUAGUUUAGCCACAGCUACAGCUGGCAAAAGCAAGCAUGUUCCUGAGUGUGCUGUCAGUAAUGACAGUAACAUCAUGGCCCCUCUGCCAGCUCACACUGCUUAACCCCACAGAUCUGUCACAGCCACAAGGGCACAGGUUUGACAGAUGUAGGGAGAUACUGCUGAGGAUGUACAGGGAACAAGGAAGAUCUUCAUUGUAAAUCACAUGUUGUUGCUUUUAAUCUUUGCCAGUGUUUAUGCUGUUCCACACAGUUAAAUUAGCUGCUGUGCAAAGCCUCUUAACUGCCAUUUUAAGGGAAGUAAGCUCCCAUGAAGAGAGAGAUGGAGAAAUCAGAGGUCUGCAUCUGAAUCCCUUCAAUUGCUGUUUUUGGUUUGUUGAUGAAUUGGUCAGUGCUUUAGGUUAGCUUGAAAACCAUCUGGUCUCCUAUUCAAACUUUUAAAAACAUAUUUUAAUGUAAAAAUAAAAGCCAAAGACAUUCAAUUUUCACAAAGAAAGCUUGUAGAAAAAUAGGAAGUUCCUGCUCUUCAAGAGAGACCUGCUGCUACUGAUGUUUGAGACAUCCCUACUGGGUUUUGAUGGAAGAGAAAAGAAGCUCAGAAUGACAAAACAGAGAAAAGGUGGCUGCUGGAAGAGCAUGAAGAGAGAUACUGGCAGAGGAGAGCAUGAAACUGUUCAAUUUUAAGGACCAACGUAGGCAGAACAGACUGGAUGCAGCUGAAAAAUUUGGAUUAUGACUCAUCUACAAAUCUUGUCUGGCAUCUUGCAGAGGACAUGGUAAUCUCUGUGCUGCUGAAACAUGCAGUCUUUUGAGAAGUUUGCACCCCUCAGAAUCAGGAAUGCUGCAGCUCUGUGCACUGCUCACUUCCAGUGGGCCAUGGGUAUGACUGUCCAUGGCUUCCUCAAGAUAAAAAACCAGUCUUUUUUAUGGCAAGUACCAGGAGUGGUAUGAAGCCCUCAGAGAAAUGUCCCAUGUUCUGCCCAUUUCCCCCCAGCCUGUGCACUAAUCUGAGAAACUGAGUUUAUUCCUGGGAGGUGAAGUGCCUUCCUCUCUCCCUGGCUUGCACUUGACUUAGUUUUGACACUUGUGUUGUUUCAGCUGUCCCUGCCUCCCCAGCACUGGUGGUUCUCACCUGUGCUGGCAAAGCCAGCUGCUGGCACCUCUGUUCAUCUCCCUCUGUGUGUGUGGAGGCUGCUUUAGCAAAGGCAUUUGGGGGCUCACACUGCAGAACAAAUGCAAGGGGGGGUUUCCUUCUGUUUGUUCAAGGCUCACAGCCAAGGAGCAGCUCUCUGAGCCUGACUUAGAGCAACACCUGAAAACCUACACCAGCUUUCAGGGCUCUGGGUAUGCCAGAUCCCACAAGAUCCUAAGCAAAGUGUGUAAGUGAAGUAAAAGAUGGGGAAUCUGUCCCAUAAGGUAGGACAAGCAAGGCCAAAAUUGAUUCCCAUUGCCAAGUAGGAGGAACACAGGGCAUGGUGAGGAUUUGCCUUGGCCCAAGGGUUUCCCUGCUGCCCAGCCCAGAUCCACAUCCCAGCCAGGGUCUGUUAGAGGUGUGUGUGUGCUUUGGGGUGGGUGUUGGGCCCCUGAGCUGGGCCAGCAUCCCCAGAGGGGUGUGUCAGAGGGGUGAGGGAGCUGCUGCAGCCACUGGAGUGGCCCCGGGGCUCAGCCAGGACCAGCUCUGGCAGGCUGAGUUUGUCUCUACUCUCUGCCAUGAAUGCCUGAUCCAAGCUCUUGUGCCAUCCUUGCUGAGUGCUGCUGCUGUUCAGGCAUUCCCUGCCUGGGAGCUGCUCCAGGACGUUUGGUAUCAAUGGCCUCUCUGCUGCUCACUCCGACUGCGUUUUUAUUUUCCCUCCCACUCGGCUGCUGGUGGGAGGUGCUGAUUCAUGCCAGCGACCUACCCAGUCCUGCAGCCCAGAGCAGCCAGGGAGAGCUGAGCUCCUGCCACAGGUGCUGCAGCAAGCCCUGAGCUGGCUCAGUGAAGUGAAUGGAGCCAGGGCUGUUUACACCCCAGGGGAUUUUCCCCCAGGAGUUUAAGGUGCUUUCGUGUGCCUGGAUGUAUCAGGACACAUGUUGUUAAAACUGCCAUAAGACAGGCAGUGUGCAUCCUGUGUAAAUGUGGCUAUUCCAUUACUGAGCAUUGGUGAUUUUGUGUGGGGCAUAUGUUUUCCCACAACACAGAAGUUCAUGUUAAAAAUACCCUGUUCUGUAGGCUUUCCCUAAUGACUGCUUUCCCCCACACAUCGAUUAGGCAACAGCAUAUGCCAGCAUUUCUUCCUUAAAAGUAAAAUCUGACACAUAGCACACAGAGCAUGAAAUAAUAAGAUGUGAUUAAAGCAAUAGCUGGAGCUAACCAAAGCCAGAAAACUUGUGGCUGAAAGGUCAAACCUUUUUUAAAAUUGCCUUUGCCUGUUUGUUUGCAGAUGCUGGGACUUGGGAGGGAAAGUCUUGUAAUGAAAGAACAACUAUCAUAGAAGAUUUCACCCUCAGUACAAGGCAAACAAACUUUCACUUGCAUUGGAAGGUAGGUUCCUGUAGUGGGAAAUGUCAGUCAGCCUUAGGCAGGUGUCACUUUCCAGUGUUACCUGCACUGCUGUGAGAGAUGAGCCAGGAAUGGUGCUAAAUGGGUGCUAAAAUCAGCACCUCCUGGCCAGAGAAACAGAGUGAUUCUGUAAUUAAGGAUACUGAGGUGGGGAUGCUGUGCCCUGCAACAUAUUUUCAGUGUGACUUCCACCAAUUAGUUUUUUCUAAGUUGCCAGCAGCUUGGUUUGGGUAUCUGAGAGCUUCAAAGAAAGAGUGGAAGGGCAGAGGGCAUUUACACCACAUCUCUAACAGCAAUUUCCCUCAAAACCCUGCAAUUAGAGCUUCAAACAAUAAUAGAGAUUUUGCAUCUGUGGUCCAGCCCCCCCUGUUUAAGAAGCAGCUCAGCACGUGUUCUGUGAGGCCAGCUUGGUUUUGGU
Molecule: messenger RNA, 5856 nt
Organism: Melospiza melodia melodia
Lineage: Eukaryota; Metazoa; Chordata; Aves; Passeriformes; Passerellidae
Gene: SHLD1
Product: shieldin complex subunit 1
Exons: 4
Coding region: 511-1188 (225 amino acids)
Biological process (GO): regulation of double-strand break repair via nonhomologous end joining
Source: RefSeq, a predicted model, not a curated record